This is a messenger RNA of Chaetomium strumarium, 1200 nucleotides long. RefSeq lists its product as uncharacterized. The coding region runs from base 187 to 909 and encodes 240 amino acids. The transcript has 5 exons. The record is from RefSeq and is a predicted model, not a curated record. Lineage: Eukaryota; Fungi; Ascomycota; Sordariomycetes; Sordariales; Chaetomiaceae.
CAAGCUUCACACAUCGAGGUGCACUCCGAAGGAGUUGAACCUGAACCUUCUACACUGUGCCGUCCGUCCUCCGAAAAUCACCGGGCAGCCCUAAUUCAGCUUGUCUUUGAAGCACAUCAUUACAAGAGGACCUUCCAACACAUAGCAACUUUAUAGACGGGUUGGGAAUUGCCUUUUCUCUACACAAUGAAGCGCAUAGUCCUUCCUGUUACAGCCAGCGAGAACCAUGAGAAGAGUCAGACCCAGACGUCUACACCUGCAUCAUCCAUAGAAGAAGCUCCAAAGGGAAAGCCUCUGCCACGGCAGAGACAGUCACUUCCGCCAGAGUUCAUGGAGAUUGCCGUCCCUUCCCUCCAAAUUGGUGCAGUUGCUGGUGCAUGUGGUCUGUUUACAGGAGCUGCUGCCGGUAUCAUCCGGUCUGCACCCCCAAUACUCUUCUCGGUCGUCGCGGGAGGACAGUGGUUUACCUUGGCUUCUAGCUAUUAUGCGGCUAGGCAGGUUGGGCUGAAAUACUACUGGACCGGCGAGGACAAGGUAAAGGCUAGCACCGUGGCGGGUGGUGUUGCCGGAACUGUGGCUGGCAUGCUCAGGGGGCCGAGAAACAUCCUUCCAGGAGCUCUGAUGUUCUCGCUGUAUGGAGCAGGAGGUCAAGUCUUCGCCAACUGGUGGGCUGCGAGGGCUCCUACUAACUCUCAUGGCGGGUUUUGGUCGAAAUACAACCCCAUCACUAGACUGUCUGACCAAGAUUACGAGAAGAUCCUCGAGGAACAGCUGCUUCGGGUAGAAGCCGACAUAGCCAUCACUGACGACCGCAUCAAGGAGCUUGUCGAGUCCGAAAGCCAGACCAAAGAGCAAGAGACUACGCAAGUAGAGAGGCGCAACCAGGCACUUCCUGGUAAGGAGUGCUAGCAUCCUCAGUACCAGGUUAAAGGACAGACGAACGUCAUCCGAUAAUCACUAUAUCUUGGAAAAGAUCGCGGCCCCCAUGCGUUCAGGGUUCGUCGACCCCCUGAUGGCCCUGCCAUCUCCACAAUGCCCAUCUUUCUCACAUCCUCAUGGCCGUCCGCAAUUACUCGGUCAGAGCAGUCAUCAGGGCCAAGGAGAACUUGCUACGCAAGGUCGGUCCUGGGUUUCACCAUUCCAGGAUCAUCUCGCCGGUCUACCUGUGACCGCUGCCGAUUGUUCACUGGCAGAUGGAUC